Molecule: messenger RNA, 1623 nt
Organism: Penicillium antarcticum
Lineage: Eukaryota; Fungi; Ascomycota; Eurotiomycetes; Eurotiales; Aspergillaceae
Product: MFS transporter
Exons: 3
Coding region: 1-1623 (540 amino acids)
Biological process (GO): transmembrane transport
Molecular function (GO): transmembrane transporter activity
Source: RefSeq, a predicted model, not a curated record
AUGGAAACCCCACGGUCAGAACAUACUCAGACAAAUGCGACCAGCCGGACUGCUUCCAUCGGAUCUGGUCAUGAGCAACUUGACUUCCUCAACCUCCCCAUCCGCGAGCUGAGCGAUGGCGCCGAUCUUCGCGAAUACACCACCGAGACAAGGGAAGGCGAGAUCAUCAAGCCUGUCAAGUCUAAUGCCACUGGCAAGCUGGAGGACUGGAAGUUGGUAACUUUCACCAUUGAUGACCCUGAGAACCCUAAAAACUGGUCGAAGCUUUACAAAUGGUACUGCACCAUGGUCGUUGCUUUCACUUGUUUCGUAGUGGCUUUUGCUAGCAGUACCAUCACUGCUGAUCUUGAAGGACCUAUGGAAGACUUCGGUGUCUCGCGUGAAGUCAGCUUGGUUGUUGUCACUGUUUUUGUCAUUGGAUUCGGUGUUGGCCCCAUGGUAUUUGCUCCUAUGUCUGAGAUGGUCGGACGUCGCCCAUUAUAUGCUGCCACACUCUUGAUUGCUGUCAUCUUCAUCGUUCCAUGUGCUGUCGCCAAGAACAUCGGAACCCUUAUUGUCUGCCGUUUGAUCGACGGUAUCGCUUUCAGUGCACCUAUGACUUUGGUCGGUGGUACUCUCGCCGAUUUGUGGAAGAGUGAGGAGCGAGGUGUUCCCAUGGCAGCUUUCAGUGCCGCGCCCUUCCUUGGGCCCGCCAUUGGUCCUCUUGUAGGUGGUUUCCUUGGAGACCACGCUGGCUGGCGCUGGCUUUACUGGCUCCAGUUGAUUCUGGGCUUCGUUGCGUGGUGCCUGAUCACCUUCACUGUCCCAGAGACAUACGCCCCAAUCCUAUUGAAGAAGAGAGCCAAUAAGCUCCGCAAGUCUGAGAACGAUGACAAGUACACCACUGAAGCCGAGCUUGACCCGCGUCCCCUUGGCGAGAAGCUGCGCAUUUUCCUUUUCCGCCCCUUCCAGCUCUUAUUCCUCGAGCCCAUCGUCUUGUUCAUCUCUCUCUACAUGUCUGUCCUGUACGGCCUGCUCUACAUGUUCUUCGUUGCCUACCCCAUUGUCUACCAAUCCGGUAAGGGCUGGAGCGCCUCCUCGACUGGUCUCAUGUUCAUUCCCCUAGCUAUCGGUGUUCUUAUGAGCGCAGCCUGUGCUCCCUUCGUAAACAAGCACUACCUCAAGGUUUCUGCCGAAUGCGGCGGCAAACCUCCUGCCGAAAAGCGUCUGAUCCCCAUGAUGUGGGCUUGCUGGCUUAUUCCCAUCGGUCUCUUCAUCUUUGCCUGGACCUCCUACACCGAUCUGCACUGGAUCGGACCAGCCAUGGGAGGCUGGCCUGUUGGAUUCGGCUUCAUCUUCCUCUACAACUCGGCCAACAACUAUCUUGUGGAUACUUAUCAGCACCAGGCAGCCUCUGCUCUCGCUGCGAAGACUUUCCUGCGUUCGAUGUGGGGCGCCUCCACUGUUCUUUUCACCGAACAGAUGUACAACCGUCUCGGCUACCAAUGGGCCAGUUCACUCCUUGCCUUCAUCGCAUUGGCUUGCUGUCUCAUUCCCUAUGUCUUCUACUUCAAGGGAGAAGCCAUUCGCCGCUUCUCGAGAUACGCUUUCAGCGACGAUGAGGAGCAGGCCAUCAAGGCCUAG